CACCAACUACCUGCCGCUUCAGGUUCAUGCGUACUGUUCUCUUAUACUAAUCCCUACACCGUAGGAUACCAACCAAGAUCUUACAGUGAACACUUGCAUGGUCAGGAGGUUGAUCAAUAGAGUACCUAUUCUACCAUUGCAGCCAUGUGUGGUUCAGAUAUCUUUCUAGCAAUUCUCGCUGUUUUCUUCCCCCCAGUUUCGGUGUGGAUCAAAGUAGGCAUUUGCACGGCCGAUUCCAUCAUCAACCUUGCUCUCUGCUGCCUUGGCUACGUGCCCGGGCUUUUACACGCCUGGUACAUUAUACUCAAGUACCCCGAACCAGAUUAUGAUGAUCCUAGCUAUGAGCCUCUUCCUGGCGAUGCGGAAAACGGUCGCGUAACAUAUUACUAUGUUUCCCACCAACCGAUCCAGCACCCCUCCCGGAGGGGCUAUGGUACAAUGCCGCCACAACAGCCCCAAGCAGCAAACGCCCCGCCACAGAACCGGCAAUCUACCCCGAAUCACCCUCAUGAACAAGCCCAAGCUGGCAGCAGCAGCCAGGACCACCCGGAUAGUCGCCCACCUCCUACCUAUGCUGAGGCCGUGAAGGGAGAUCAUAAAGUGCAGGACUGAAUGCCUUAGAGCAAGGGAAGACCGGCAGCUCCAUUCGCAUUUAGUGCGCUAGGAGUGGUCAGUGCCCGGAGUUAUUGCUUCAUGAGAGUCCACUCGCUAUACACAUCCUACUCAUUUCUUGCUCCGUGGCUUCCAUCGCUGGAGAUUUUUUAUGCAGUUAACUCUGCGAUCACGCAUAAUGACGUUGUUAAUCAUGUAUUGUCUACAUCAUUCUACCACUUUCUUUCGUAUCAGCGGACUAGGACACCAGGCGGUUAAUGUUGUUUCACGUUUGUUUAGCUCACUCUGAUACCAAUAAGAUUACUCUGCGAACAGG
Molecule: messenger RNA, 928 nt
Organism: Aspergillus neoniger CBS 115656
Lineage: Eukaryota; Fungi; Ascomycota; Eurotiomycetes; Eurotiales; Aspergillaceae
Product: putative stress response RCI peptide
Exons: 2
Coding region: 145-612 (155 amino acids)
Biological process (GO): endosome transport via multivesicular body sorting pathway
Cellular component (GO): fungal-type vacuole lumen; fungal-type vacuole membrane
Molecular function (GO): ubiquitin protein ligase binding
Source: RefSeq, a predicted model, not a curated record